Molecule: messenger RNA, 1168 nt
Organism: Oryza sativa Japonica Group (Japanese rice)
Lineage: Eukaryota; Viridiplantae; Streptophyta; Magnoliopsida; Poales; Poaceae
Product: peroxisome biogenesis protein 19-1
Biological process (GO): protein import into peroxisome membrane
Cellular component (GO): peroxisomal membrane; peroxisome
Source: RefSeq, a predicted model, not a curated record
AGGGAUCGGCGCUUCGCUUCCUUUCUGUCGUGGUGUCCUCGACGAUCCCCCCCCCCCCCCCCCCCAAGACGCGCCCCCGAUUACUCGCACGACCCGGCGACCACUCCUCCCCCACCACGCCGCGGCUUCCGCCCCCCCUCCUCCCGAUGGCCUCCUCCAACCCCGGCGCCGGCGACGAGCUCCUCGACGAGCUCCUCGACAGCGCCCUCGACGACUUCACCAGCCUCGACCUCUCCGCCGCCCCCAAAAGCGGCGGGGAGGCCUCGGCGGCGUCGUCGUCGUCAUCGGGGUCGGGGGACGCGAAGCCGGUGAAGGGGCUGGGGCUGGGGCUGGGGCUGCCGGACCCCAGGGCGCCGAGGCGGCGGGCGGCGAAGCAGCCCACUGCCGCGCCGCCGCCGCUGCCGCCGAGGGGCGCGUACGCGUCGGAGGCGCUCGAGAAGCUGACGCGCGAGACGCGGGAGGCGGUGCGCGGGCUCGAGACGGCCACCGGGGCCAUAGCGGGGCUGGAUGACGAUGCGAUGAUGGAGGAGUUCGUUAAGCAGUUCGAGGAGUUCGCCGGCGCGCAGGAUAUGGACUCCAUUGUUGAAACAAUGAUGCAACAACUUCUAUCCAAGGAGAUUCUUCAUGAGCCGAUGAAGGACAUUGUGGAAAAAUACCCAAAAUGGCUCGAGGAAAAUAAAAGCAAAAUAAGCAAAGAAGAAUAUGAGCGUUACAACAACCAGCUUGAACUCAUGAUGAAGCUUAAUGAGGUCUACGAAAAGGAGCCGGAAAACAUGGCAAAGAUUUUUGAGAUCAUGCAAAACAUGCAAGAAUGUGGUCAACCCCCCAGUGAUCUUGUUCAAGACAUUGCUCCAGAUCUUGAUCUGAGCAAGUUGGGACAACUGUCUCCGGAGAUGCUUGAAUCAGCACCAAAUUGCUGUGUAAUGUGAUGAGUAAAACAUUCCGUUAUGGAUUAUGAAGUAGCUACCUUAUCUCUACCCUUUCCCUAAAGUUACUUUCAUAUGGAUCAAUUGUAAAGCUUCACAGAUACAUAUGAACUCAAUGUUUUCUUAUUCUUUAGCGAAAGAUACAUUUGUUCGAAUUGAUGUACUGUGAAAGGGAAGAAAAAUAUAUCCGUUUGCCUUGUGCGAGGUGUGCAAUGUGCAAUCUUGAAUGCACAAGUUAUGUC